AUGCAGACGGGCGUCCUGAAGUACCCAGAGUGGUUCUCUCCCUUGACCAGCAAUUCCAGCUUCGAGGAUUUCCAGCGACAUUUUCACGGUAUAGCCAGGUUCGCCAAUGUUUGUGCCGAGCCUUGUGUAGAGAAGGUGCCAGAGUUUCUUGCCGCAACACAAUCUCCAGUAUCUGAAGGUUGCCACACUUCCGUUGAGGGCGAGCCUUGCAACGAGGCGGUGACCUGGUCGAUGCAGAUGGACUUCGUGGAUAACCCUCUGGCGUACACCCGCUGGAACCUGACCGAGAGUUCCAGCUUUGAGGACUUCCAGCGACGUCUGCACAGCAUCGACUCCGAGUUGUGCCCCAACCCGUGCGUCGCGCGGGAGUAA
Messenger RNA from Prorocentrum cordatum, 372 nucleotides. The record is from the annotation of a GenBank genome assembly. Lineage: Eukaryota; Dinophyceae; Prorocentrales; Prorocentraceae.